Molecule: messenger RNA, 1047 nt
Organism: Phyllotreta striolata
Lineage: Eukaryota; Metazoa; Arthropoda; Insecta; Coleoptera; Chrysomelidae
Source: the annotation of a GenBank genome assembly
AUGAAAUUGCACACGUUGGAUGUGUUCAAAUGCGACCAUUGCGGCAAGACCUUUCAGCUCGGACAGAACCUCGAAGCCCACCUCUUGACCCACACCGCGGAAAAGAAUUUGUCAUGCGAUUCGUGCGGCUUCCACACGAAAUUCGUCAGUCAUAUGAUCGCCCACAAACGGAUUCACGCAGCUGAGAUUCAUCGGUGUUCUUAUCCGCACUGCAAAUACACCACGUCGAAGAAAUCGCAACUGCUCAGCCACGCGAAGUCCCACAACGGCGCUCGGCCUCAUACCUGCGGCGUAUGCGGACGGGGUUUUAUGGAGAAAUCGCAUCUGGUCCGCCACGAACGAAUCCAUUUGGAAGAGAAACCGUUCAAAUGUUCGCACUGCGACUACGCCAGCUCGAGAAGGGACAAAUUGAAGGAACAUUAUACUAGACAUCACGGGGAGAAUGCUUCAGCUAAAGUCCCUUACAAGGCGAGACCAUUAAGAACUAACGUGGGAACCAGCAAAUCAAGAACAUUGACGAAUCAAGAUAAUUCAUCGACUACAUCGAACUCUAACAUUACAUUCACGCAUACGAAUAGCACAUCUGUCGCGCCUACAGGACAGGAAGUCGGUUCGGAUAUUCAGGAAUUAAUUAUGCAACAUCAGAAUCACUCGACAUCGACUGCUGCGAAUCUAACGGUUUUGAAUUCUUCGUAUCAUCAUUUCGGCGCGGCGGAGGCGGCGGAAUUUCAUCAAGCCCAUCCGUCGCACGCGCAACUCGCUAAUGCGAAUAUCAAUCAUCGAUCGACCGGCGGAAGCAAUCCUCAACCGCCGAACAAUCCCAUCGUUAAUCAUCACAUGCUUACGACGGUCAGGUCUAAUCCUUCUACAUCGACGGCGGCCGCCGUCGCCGCCGCUAUGAUGUUGGAUCCUAGAUUUCAUCAUAAUUCUGCGGUGCCGUACCAUCCGUCGAGUACUCCGGUGUCUAUGGCUAUGGCUGCAGUUCAGUCGUCUCAGAUACAGUCUACGAAUCAACAGUCUUUGCAAAAUUGUUUACCGUUGUUUUAA